This is a messenger RNA of Acanthoscelides obtectus, 385 nucleotides long. Lineage: Eukaryota; Metazoa; Arthropoda; Insecta; Coleoptera; Chrysomelidae. The record is from the annotation of a GenBank genome assembly.
CUGUAAAAUGUGGUUAUCUAACGAAUAUUUGCUUAUGAAUGACGCAUCGCACUUUGUACACGAGAGCUUAGCUCCAGUAUGUUUCAUCAUAUGGCUAGCUAAAUUCCUCGCGACUAUAGUUUUAUAUUCGCAAUGUUUACAUUCGUGUAUUUUACUAGAUACAGAAGCAGUAGACUCAGGAUGCUUCUGUAAAAUGUGGUUCUCGAACGAUUGUUUGCUAAUAAAUGAUGCAUCGCACUUUGUACACUUGCGCUUAGCUCCAGUGUGUUUCAUCAUAUGUAUACGAAAAUGCAUCCCCAAUGUCGUUUUAUAUUCACAAUGUAUGCAUUCAUGAAUCUUGCUAGUUACAGAAGCAAUCAAUUCCGGAUGCUUCUUUAAAAUGUGG